AUGCCUUUCAAUUCAGGCCUCGUCAAUCCCAUCUUACAUCCUCUCAUCUUCAUCUUCCAAAUCUUCCAAUGGAUCACAGCUAAACUCCUCUCACCCAAACCACCCAGUGAAAAUGCGAGGCUGGGACAAAACAGACCUAAAAUCGCGGUAAUUGGCGCUGGUAUCACGGGUGUUACUUCUGCUGCUCAUUGUAUCGGUCAUGGCUUUGACGUUGUGAUUUUCGAAGCUGGGUCAAAGGAUAAUGUGGGCGGUAUCUGGAGUAGAGUCAAUGAAACAUCUGGGCUUCAAAUCCAUUCAUUAAUGUAUCGCUUCCAUCCUUCUGUCCAGUGGAACCGUGGCUACCCUGAUCGUCAGCAAAUCCUCAGCCAAGUCAGUCAGCUCUGGGAACGCUACGGACUCAAAGAGCGCACUCGCUUCAACACCAAGAUUGAUCGUGUUUACCAAGACGAGCAAGGAAGAUGGAUCGUCAAUGAUCCUUCUCUCGGUCGUUUUGGUGGUGUGAUUGCUGCUGUUGGUACUUGUGGUGCACCCAAGAUGCCCAAGAUUCCUGGCAUGGACAACUUUAAAGGUCCCAUCUACCACUCUAGUGAUUUGACCGGAAAAGAUGUCAAGGGUAAGAAAAUGGCCAUCAUUGGCGGUGGUGCUUCUGCAGUAGAGUCCCUCGAAUUCGCAUUUGCAGAAGACGCUGCCAAAGUAAACAUCCUCUCUCGCUCAGACAAGUGGAUUAUUCCUCGCAAUAUGUUUGUCGACGCUCUUCUCAGCUUCAACAUAUUCGGCCAGGAGACAGUUCUAUCCUUUAUCCCCGAGUUCUUCCUCCGCAAGUUCUUCUACAGGGAUUUAGAGAACAUCGCACCAGACAAGAGUCAUGGCUUGUUCAUGGAGACACCCAUGGUCAACUCUGAUGUUAUGGAUAAGAUGCGCGAGGGUAAAGCUGAAUGGAUCCGCUGCGAUAUUGAUGAAGUUGUUCAUCAGGGAGUUCGUGUCAAUCGACGUGCCAAGGGUGUUCCCCAGGGUGGUCCUGGUCAUGAAGAAGUCAUCGACGCAGAUAUUAUUGUCAUGGCAACUGGUUACAAAAGGCCUUCUCUAUCUUUCCUCCCUGACGACUGCUUCCGAGAACCUUACCCACCACCCAACUGGUAUCUCCAGACAUUCCCACCAUCACACCCGUCCGUCUCAGCCAUCAACUGUACCUACGUCAAUGCCAUCGGGACAGUCGGUAACUGGCACAUUGGAAUCUACACCAGAAUUCUGCUCAUGUUUCUUAUGGACCCCUUGUCUCGACCCAGUCCGUUUUGGAUGCAGCGCUGGAUCGAUUUGACAAAGACUCUCAAACUGACCAGUCCAACUGGCGCUUUUGACUUUUUUACAUACUUGGAACUUCUCUGGUGGUUCUUCUUUUGUGUCGUUAUCAACCCCUUCAGAUGGAAAUGGGCCAUCUUUGUCUUUUUGGGCGUUGGUUUUGGACUUCCCAAAGCUGUGGUGACCCAAGAGGAGAGAAUCACCAAUGGGAAUGGGUAUCAUGCUAGAGACGAAGGAACAAGUCUGUAA
Messenger RNA from Fusarium venenatum, 1548 nucleotides. RefSeq lists its product as uncharacterized. Lineage: Eukaryota; Fungi; Ascomycota; Sordariomycetes; Hypocreales; Nectriaceae. The record is from RefSeq and is a predicted model, not a curated record. Gene Ontology annotation, molecular function: NADP binding; flavin adenine dinucleotide binding; N,N-dimethylaniline monooxygenase activity.